AUGUGUGAUUCAAAAUAUUUUGAAAUUGAGAAAGUAAUUCGUAAACUUAAGAAAGGAUUAAAAAAAUUUCAAUUUACAUCAAACAAUAUACAUGAAGAUGAAUUUUAUUUCUUUCCCCAACAAAUCAUGCCUAGAAAAGAUGCAUCACCUCUUUUGGCCCAAGCAUCCACUGAACCACUUCAGAAUGAUCAAUUAAAUCGUCCAGUGUCUCUGGCAUUUACUUGCGCACUUGCAGCAGCAGCCGGAACUACUACCAAUAUGGUUGCUGCUCCAAUGAUUUCUCUUCCCAACUUAUCACCUGUUGAUGCAGCGAAACAAACUGACCGUAUACCUACUGGAUUAAUAGGUGAAAGCUCAGGAUCUAGUCCACUUACAGGACACAGUACAAAUCCAGUAGUGGGUCACACACCAGUUAACGUUUUACCUACCAGUAAUAAUGCAUUAGUUCAUGGUAUAACUUCAUCAGCUCAACUCGAUGCGCUUACUCGUGCUUUCAUUGAAAAUAACGUAGAUCGUACAGGUAAAAAGAGGAAAGUCCGUAAACCACCAUCGGGUUAUGUUUUAUACGCUGGUGAAAUUAGAAAGAAGUUAUUACAAGAACGACCUGAUGCUCCAUUCGGCGAAAUAUCUCGUGAAGUUGGUCUUCUGUGGCGUCAAAUGCCCACUGCUCAACGUGAUUUAUAUGAACAAAAGGCUCAUCUAAUUAGACAACAUAUGGCUGAAGAAGAAAUGCAAAUGAAAGCCAGAGAACAAGAACAAGUACAACUUCAUAUUCAACAGCAAAUAGCUGCUACAUGUAUUUCAUCACAUAACAUUAGUGGAACAAUACCUCUUCAGUCUUCUGCUACAGCAAUUAAUCCGUCAACUUCAUCUAGAAUGCCUGUCACUGCUACAGCUGCUACUAUGCAGUUUUAUCAAACACCGACUGGUCAAGUCAUUCAAAUUGUUCAUGCCUCCUCAACAACACCUAGUGUAGUUGGGCAUAAUGCUUUGCCAGCUCAAACAGUUACUACAUCUCUUGCUCAGCCUGCUAAUAUUGUUCAAACUACAUAUGCGACAAUACCUGCAAUUGCCUCGGCUUGUCCAGUUGCCACUCCAACUCAUCAGGUUGUUUAUCAACUUUCGAACCAACAACAUGGCAUUCUUUCAAAUGGAACCGUCGGUUCUGGAACACCACAACAACCGUUUUACCAACCUCAACUUCACCCACAAACUCAACAACAGCCGCAACGGGUUUUGGUUGCAUCUAGCGUGUGUUCUACACCCACUAUAAUGGGUACUGUUAUUGGAUCAGGAACUACUGUACCACCCGUUCUACCUGUGGGCACAAAUACAGGUCCUUCUAUGCCUAACGUUCAACAGGCCCAGAUACUUUUAGGUUCAACGGGGUCUGUAUCCUCAACAGGGUUUCCGGCUUUAGCACAAGGUGGUUUAGUAACAACGACAACUCCGACAUUAAAUCAACCUCUGUUACACCAGGGAGUAGCUGUUGCGGCCGUAGGUGCUCCACAUAUUGUUCAACCACCUGGACCAACUUUGGGAGCUUGUUCUCAAGAUUAUGCGCCACAAGUACAACCGCAGUAUCAGUUGGUACAACAAGUUCCUCAAAGUCAACCAAUCGCUCCGAAUGUAAUGGCUUCUGUUUCAGUUGUUCCAGGAACACAAUUCAUUCAAUCUCAACCCCAAACCAUUCCGACUCAACCUCAAACGGGCCGCCCAUCUUCACCAAUGUUUGUAUCGGUUCCACCUCGAACUUCUCGUGUACUUCAUUCUGAAAUUUACCAGCGUUACAUUAGUCGUUUACGUAAGAAUGCUCCAGGUGGAUUAGGUGAUUGGCAUAACCAAUUGUCAGCUUCUCUAGAUACAGCUCCACCAGUUCAACCAAAUAUAGCUAAUCAAUUAAUAGGAAAUUUCUUUACUGAUCCUAAAAAGGUUCAAAGUUGUUCAGUAACUGAAGCAUUAUGGAAUUUACGUGAUUAUUUAUUAGAGGAUGCUCUAAAAAUUCGUUUACGUUGUUUAAAUGCUGCAGAAUGUUAA
Molecule: messenger RNA, 2037 nt
Organism: Schistosoma mattheei
Lineage: Eukaryota; Metazoa; Platyhelminthes; Trematoda; Strigeidida; Schistosomatidae
Source: the annotation of a GenBank genome assembly